Molecule: messenger RNA, 1173 nt
Organism: Gamsiella multidivaricata
Lineage: Eukaryota; Fungi; Mortierellomycota; Mortierellomycetes; Mortierellales; Mortierellaceae
Exons: 1
Coding region: 318-1046 (242 amino acids)
Source: RefSeq, a predicted model, not a curated record
CGCUUGUCCCUCGUUAUAUCCAUCACAAAAAAAAUUACCAGGCUAGACUAUUACACAAAGAUUUGGGCUGCAAAAAUAGCCAUUUGUCGUCCCGCACCCUGUGCUGUCGCUCCACGCCCUCAUCAAACCCCGAAAAUACACAACCCAACCCUAGAACCUUGACCCAUCUACCCUUCUUUUUCCCUUCUUCUCUCCUCUGUUGACUCUUUCCUCGCCUUUACUCCUCCUGCCAUCUCACGAACGCAUCUGCCGCAAAUCGAUUAUCUACUCGCAUUUAUACCUAUCAGCUGCAGCGUCUCUAUCUACCAGAAAAAAAUAUGUCGACCGAAUCCACACAACCGCGUACAGUCACAGUACCAGUAUCACAGGCACCACUCUCGCCCCGAUCAACAAGAGCAUCCACCGCCGUUCACGAUAGCCCCUGGUCAUAUGGUGCUUAUAACCCUGAUGAUACCAACAGGGCAUCAGGAGGCUACAACAACAACCGAGCCCCGCCGGACGAUCACCGAUUUCCAGCCCAGCAAGAGCCUCAAGAUCCCUUACGCCAUUCCAUGGCGCAACAGCAACAACAGUCAGCGUCUCCAUCUUACAGGCACGACGAUCCCAGGACGGGCGGCUACCAACCCACUUCGCCCAUGCAAGCCCCCACAUCACCUUCAUUGGACUACUCCCAGGCGCCCAUGUCUCCUCUUCCGCCAUACAUCGCACGACCACCCCCCGCAAUGGCACCGCCUCAGUAUUACCAAGAGAUUCACCAGGAGACUCAGGCGCCCGAUCAGAUGGGACCCAUGGGCACGGACGACCGGAUAGGACACGGAUAUGCAGCUGGAGAUGCGUCGGUCUGGGGCCCUGGAGGGACUGGUCGGUCGAGUCGUCAGGACGAAGAGAUGUUGUAUCGAUCUGCAGGGCAGUUCAAUCCUAAUAAGAGGUCAGGUUAUGGUGAAGAGGACCCAAAGCAGGGCGAGUGCUGUUCGUUUCUGAGGGACAUAGCCGAGUUCUGUCCGUGUUUCUGUUUAUGCUGCGUUUGCUUCUCGGCUCUUAAUUAGCCACAACAAAGUGGGCAGGGGUGUUUUCUUUUUUUUGGUAGGCGAUGUUGUAGGUCUUCCCAGGCUAGCGUGUCUAUAGCAUAUUCGCACAUACACAUUCACAUUCACAUUCACAUUCACAUUCACA